AUGCCCCAGGUACAGACACCAGACAUCGAUCUCAUGCAGGUGCUCGAGCAGGUCUCGCGAGAGAAGUCGAUCGACCUCGAACGCUGGAUCACUGCCCUCGAAGACGCGAUGGCCUCCGCGGCCAAGAAGCAGCAUCGCAUCAAGGAACCGGUGCGAGCCAACUUCGACCCGGAAACCGGCAAAUUCGAGGCCUUCAUCGUCAAGGAAGUGGUCGAGGAAGUCGAAGACCCCCUGGCCGAGUGGUCGGUCGAAGAGGCCCAAGCCGAGAAGGCAGACGCCGCCGUCGGCGAUGAGAUCCUGAUGCCGCUGUCGACCGAGGGCCUGGGCCGGAUUGCCGCCCAGUCGGCCAAGCAAGUGCUCUACCAGCGGAUCCGCGAGGCCGAGCGCGAAAAGAUCUUCAACGAGUACCACGAUCGGGUCGGCGAGAUCCUGAACGGCACCGUCAAGCGCUUCGAGCGCGGCGACAUCAUCGUCGACCUGGGGCGUACCGAAGCGGUGGUGCCCAAGCCCGAGCAGGCGCGUCACGAGCGCUACAGCCAGGGCGAGCGCAUUCGAGCGGUGAUCGUCGAUGUGCACACCCUACCCAAAGGGCCCCAGAUCGUCCUGUCGCGCACCGACCCCAGAUUGCUGGUGAAGCUGUUCGAGAUGGAGGUGCCGGAGAUCUACGACGGCACUGUGGUCAUCAAGAGCGCGGUGCGGGCGCCCGGUGAGCGCGCGAAAGUAGCGGUCUACAGCCGUGAGCGCGAUGUCGACCCGGUCGGCGCCUGCGUCGGCAUGAAAGGCUCCAGAGUGCAGUCCAUCAUCCGCGAGCUGCGCGGCGAGAAGAUCGACAUCAUCGAAUACAGCGACGACCUGGUGACCUUCGCCCAGAGCGCCCUGGCGCCGGCCAAGAUCACCCGCGUCUCGAUCACCCAUCACAGUGACGUGCCUCACCUCGACGUGAUCGUCGAGGACGAGCAGCUGUCGCUGGCGAUCGGCAAGCGCGGCCAGAACGUCCGCCUGGCUGCCGAGUUGAUCAUCGCCAAGAUCGACAUCAAGAGCGAGUCUGACGUCAAGGACGAGGUCGCCGAUGCACUGGCCAAGAUGCUGCAGGUGGCGAUGGACGAGAGCAGCCCGGCCAGCGAGCCGAUGAGCGACGACACCGAAGUCGACUGGGAGUCGGUGCCGGGAGUCAGCAGCGCGGUCGGCGAAGCUCUGAAGGCGGCAGGGUUCGUCGAUCUCGGAGCUGUGCUCGACGCCCGUCCCGAUGCCUUGGCGGCGGUCGAAGGGGUCGGCCCCAAGACGGUCGCGGCGAUUCGCGAAUGGGCCAACACUCAGGCCGGCUUGGAAGAUUCCAGCAGCCUCGACUUGGAGCUGCCCGAAGCCAGGCCAGCUACCAGCGGCUCGAUGGGCGAAGACGAUUUCAUGGCCGCCCUCAAUCAAGCGAUGAAAGAAAGCGGUCACCUAGAGGCCGAAGAGGCCGCUGCCAGCGAACAGAAGCAGGCUGCCGAGGAGGCACUCGCCAACCUCGACACCACCAAGGACACCGCUGGCGACAGCGAAGAAACGAGCGACUAA
Messenger RNA from Nerophis lumbriciformis (worm pipefish), 1557 nucleotides. Lineage: Eukaryota; Metazoa; Chordata; Actinopteri; Syngnathiformes; Syngnathidae. The record is from RefSeq and is a predicted model, not a curated record.